Messenger RNA from Cucurbita moschata (crookneck pumpkin), 928 nucleotides. Its product is annotated as probable E3 ubiquitin ligase SUD1. The transcript has 2 exons. The record is from RefSeq and is a predicted model, not a curated record. Gene Ontology annotation, molecular function: zinc ion binding. The coding region runs from base 69 to 683 and encodes 204 amino acids. NCBI's taxonomy places the organism in Eukaryota, Viridiplantae, Streptophyta, Magnoliopsida, Cucurbitales, Cucurbitaceae.
AACCCAGCCCAAAUUACCUGGAGCUGAUUCAACCAUUUCUUCUUCUAUGAUAUGUAAACUCGUUCGAUAUGAUCGAACAAGAGGAAGGAUCGAGUCGAACAACAAGUCCAGAUGAACCCGAGAUAGUUAUCGUGUCGCCGACGAGACCCGAAGAAGCAAAAGAAGUACUUGCAAGAUCGGAGCACGAGCAUGAGCAUGAGCAUGAGGGGGCUGGUAAGAGCUCUAGACAGCCUGAGAGCCAUCAUACCUGCAUCAUUGACAUAAAAAGCACUGGUGAGUCAAUGGAUGAUGCAAAUUCUAGUAAUGAAAAGGUUUGCAGGAUAUGUCAUUUGAGUUCCGACGAGUCGGUAAGUUCAGACCUCGUAAACCUCGGAUGUCGCUGCAAAGGCGAGCUCGGAAUGUCCCACCGUGACUGCGCCGAGAUUUGGUUUAUGCAUAGAGGCAACAGACAGUGUGAGAUAUGUGGUCAGACAGCUACAAACGUGCGGGGAAACAGGAGCAGCGUUUUCAUGAUACAGAGGAAUGAGAGGAGGAUGGUAGCAAGCUCAAGCGUGUCGGCAGUGUCCUUGGACAACGAGGUUCCGUUAUCAUGUUGCUGGGGGCAGCGGUUCUGUAAUUUUCUAUUGACAUGCACGGUUCUAGCCUUCCUCCUCCCAUGGUUUUUUCGAUUCAAUUUCUUCUGAUGAUGAGUGAUGGCUUUGCUCGAACAUCCUAUCAUCACAUUAACCAGCAAUAAAGUCAAAAAUUAUAGCUUAUACUUGCAUGCUAUAGCUUUUGAGUAUAAUACUGUGUGGGGGAGGGAACUUGAAUUCAUGACCUCUUCGGUCGAUGAUAUAACGCUUUAAUAACGUUAACCAAUUGAACUGUGAUUAGGUUGGUACAAACAUAGUAUUUAAAAGGGAAGAAAACAUACCAAAUGCCAAGGAAA